Coregonus sp. 'balchen' is the source of this 833-nucleotide messenger RNA. The record is from the annotation of a GenBank genome assembly. Lineage: Eukaryota; Metazoa; Chordata; Actinopteri; Salmoniformes; Salmonidae.
AUGGCUGAGAACUGUUUGAUUGCCCAGCAUUGAUAAGCAACUGGAUACAUCACCCUAGCGUUGUAGAACCAGCCUGAUUGCUGAGUUUACAAUUGUAUCAGUCAGGAGUCCCUACUCAUCGGACUGGUUCCACCAGGAUGACAUCCUUGAGGUUAAGAUUCUACCAUGGUUACCCUCGACUUUCGGGAGGGGUAGACACACCCCAGUCUCUGAUUGGUUACAGGCGGAUGGGGUUUGGGGAUAAAUAGUAUCUCUAUCUUCUAGACUGUCACGUCUGGUUCGUCUACUGUCUCGCCUUUGUAAGCGCCAUCUACGUCUGUGGCACCCCCACUAUCUCCCCCCGUGGUGUCUGGCUAUGGCCGCGUCAUCAACAGUGAGGAGGCUGUGCCCCACUCCUGGCCCUGGCAGGUGUCCCUGCAGCAAUCUGGCACCCACUUCUGCGGAGGUUCCCUGAUCAACGAGUACUGGAUGGUGAUUGCCGCUCGCUGCGAUGUCAAGACCUCCCAUCGCGUGGUCGUUGGCGAGCAUGACAUGCGCAUGAGCAAUGAGGCCAUCCAGAUCGUGAAGCCUGCUAAAGUGUUCACCCACUCCAGGUGGAACCUCAGCACCAUCAAAAAUGAUCUCAUCCUGAUCAAGCUGGCCACCCCUGCCACCCUGAGCGCCAAAGUGUCCCCCAUGUGCCUGGCUUCCUGAGCGCCAAAGUGUCCCCCGUGUGCCUGGCUUCCUAAGCGCCAAAAUGUCCCCUGUGUGCCUAGCUUCCUGAACGCCAAAGUGUCCCCCGUGUGCCUGGCUUCCUGAGCGCCAAAGUGUCCCCCGUGUGUCUGGCUUCCUGA